Perognathus longimembris pacificus (Pacific pocket mouse) is the source of this 1068-nucleotide messenger RNA. RefSeq names its product melanoma-associated antigen B5-like. Gene Ontology annotation, biological process: negative regulation of transcription by RNA polymerase II. The transcript has a single exon. Gene Ontology annotation, cellular component: nucleus. The record is from RefSeq and is a predicted model, not a curated record. NCBI's taxonomy places the organism in Eukaryota, Metazoa, Chordata, Mammalia, Rodentia, Heteromyidae. The coding region runs from base 1 to 1068 and encodes 355 amino acids.
AUGCCUCGAGGUCAGCAAAGUAAGCUCCUUGCACGUGAGAAACGCCGCAAGGCCCGUUGUCAUGCCAAGGUUUGUAGGUCUGAUGAGGAAAUGUUAAUGAUAGCUGAAGAGGGUGCGUCAUCCCCUGUGAUGCCGGUGGCUGAGUCCUGUAGCACUCCCCAGGGAGUUAGGGAAGUCCCAUCUGCAGGAGCUACUGUUGGUGCUGUUUCAACCCCACAAUCUACUGGCCAUACUAAUGAAGAUGUUUCUGCUACAACAUCUUCUGCCUCUACUGAUGUGUGUGCCUCUGCAACACCUUAUAUGGAUCCUACUAAUGAAAUUGCUUCUGAAACACCAUCUAUAUCAUCAGAUGAGGCUGUUUAUGCAGCAUUGUCUACUGAUGCUAUUGUUAAACUACAACAGGAGCUCCAAGAAAGCCCUUCUGAGACAUCUUUCUGUAGUGAGUUCUCACAUCUAGAUCUUAUAUCCAGAGAGAUUCGCGUCCUGGAGAAGUUCAUACUCUCCAAGUUUAAUCUGAAGAGGCUCACUACCAAGGAAGAAAUGUUGAACACCAUUGACCCAGACUGUGAAGGGGAUUUUGAUGAGAUCUUCAGGAAAACCUGUGAGCACCUCUCCGCUAUCUUUGCAGUUGAAGUGAGAGAAGUAAGCCAUGAAACAUUUAAUCUUGUGAGCAAACUGAAACUGCCCAACAAUGGGAGAGUUCGUCCUGGCAGAGGCUAUCCCAAAACUGGUUUUGUGAUGAAUAUCCUAGGUAUGAUAUUAUUGAAGGGCAACUGUGCUGCCGAGGAAGACAUCUGGAAAUUUCUAAAGGUGAUGCAAAUAUACCCUGGGAAGAAGCACUAUGCCUUUGGAGAGCCCAAGAAGCUCCUCACGCAAGAUUUGGUGAGGCUGAAGUACCUGGAGUACCGGCAGGUGUCCAACAGUGAUCCUCCACGCUAUGAGUUCUUGUGGGGUCCUCAAGCCUAUGCUGAAACAAGUGAGAUGGAAGUCUUGAAGUUUUUGGCCAAGAUUAAUGAACUUGCCCCUCCUUUCUUUGCUUCUAUUUGUGACGAUUCUGUGUACGAAUAG